Molecule: messenger RNA, 3106 nt
Organism: Grammomys surdaster
Lineage: Eukaryota; Metazoa; Chordata; Mammalia; Rodentia; Muridae
Gene: Gpm6b
Product: glycoprotein M6B
Exons: 8
Coding region: 194-1180 (328 amino acids)
Biological process (GO): axon development; central nervous system myelination
Cellular component (GO): plasma membrane; myelin sheath
Molecular function (GO): structural constituent of myelin sheath
Source: RefSeq, a predicted model, not a curated record
GUAGGCAGAACGAAAUUGACGCUGACAAGACUUUUGCAUCUUGGAAGGCACUGUAAUCUACUGUAGUGAAGAACAGAGCCUCUCAAUCAGGCGGGUGUAAAUAAGAGAGACAGAGGGGAGUCUAAAAGAAAAGGAAGAGGAGGGGGAAAAGUGUGUUGUGGGGAAGCAGGGAAAAGCAUUUUUGGUGGAUGGUAUGAAGCCAGCCAUGGAAACUGCAGCCGAGGAAAAUACUGAACAAAGCCAAGAGAGAAAAGUGAACAGCAGAGCUGAAAUGGAAAUUGGCAGGUACCACUGGAUGUACCCAGGCUCAAAGAACCAUCAGUACCGUCCUGUGCCAACCCUGGGGGACAGGGCUGGCCCCUUGAGCAGUCCAGGUUGCUUCGAAUGCUGCAUCAAGUGUCUGGGAGGAGUCCCCUAUGCCUCCCUGGUGGCCACCAUCCUAUGUUUCUCUGGAGUCGCCUUGUUCUGUGGCUGUGGGCAUGUGGCUCUUGCAGGUACCGUGGCCAUUCUUGAGCAACACUUUUCCACCAACACCAGUGACCAUGCCUUGCUGAGCGAAGUGAUCCAACUGAUGCAGUAUGUCAUCUAUGGAAUCGCAUCCUUUUUCUUCCUGUAUGGCAUCAUUCUGCUGGCAGAAGGCUUCUACACCACAAGUGCAGUGAAAGAGCUGCACGGUGAGUUUAAAACGACUGCCUGUGGCCGAUGCAUCAGCGGAAUGUUUGUGUUCCUCACCUACGUGCUGGGAGUGGCCUGGCUGGGUGUGUUUGGCUUUUCUGCAGUGCCAGUGUUUAUGUUCUACAACAUCUGGUCAACCUGUGAAGUCAUCAAGUCUCCACAAAGCAAUGGGACCUCGGGUGUGGAGCAGAUCUGUGUGGAUGUCCGACAAUACGGUAUCAUUCCUUGGAAUGCUUUUCCAGGCAAAAUCUGUGGCUCUGCCCUGGAGAAUAUCUGCAACACGAAUGAGUUCUACAUGUCCUAUCACCUGUUCAUUGUGGCUUGUGCUGGAGCUGGUGCCACCGUCAUUGCCCUGAUCCACUUCCUCAUGAUACUGUCUUCUAACUGGGCUUACUUAAAGGAUGCAAGCAAAAUGCAGGCUUACCAGGAUAUCAAAGCAAAGGAAGAACAGGAACUGCAAGAUAUCCAGUCUCGGUCAAAAGAACAACUCAAUUCUUACACUUAAAAGUGUUUGCCAGAGCGUGUCAGCCAACGAAUUUACAGCUCUGACACAUCAUCCGACAGCUGCUCUGCAGUACAGAUGUGUAUCCCACCAAACUAAUGUAGACAUACCAACAUUUCACUCUCUGUCUCAAGCUGCUGGGGUGGAUCUCUAGGAAAACCUUCCAGUGGGUAAAUAAUUUUCUUUAGAACAAAUAUUGGAGGUUUCACGUUAGCCAUUUUAAAAGGCAACACUUGAAAGAAUGACCAUUCAUCCUUUGGAAAGUCGUGGCAUGUGCAGUUAACUGCUGGAGCCGGUUCUAACACAGGGGAUGGAAUCACAUCAUGCUCCUUAAUGGGGACCUAUGGCAUGCCAGUAUCAAAGGAUGUUACCCUAGAUUUACAUAUGCCACCUGUCCUCAAGUGUUAUCAAAAUAGAAUUGGUGUGAAGUUCGUUUUUGAUAGCUGACCUUUAUUAACCUUUGACUCAUCAAAGAUGUAAUUUUUUCCAAACUUAAAAAUCAGCACCCCCACAGUCUCACACAUUUAUUUCCCAAGCCACUCAGAAACCUAUCUUUUUAGUAAUGCUAAAAGGAGCUGCAAUUAUGCUAAAUUUAUCAGUGCAGAAGCUGGAUUCUGACUUGAGCUCUGCAAAAUCAGCUUUAUAGUCGAUCACAUCCUAACAAACUGGGAGUAAGGACUUGGUGAUCAUGAUUCUUGUUUGGAAACAAAUAUCAGCUCUGCCUUAAUAUUUGCUUUCAAUUUCUAAUCAUUUAUAUUGUAACCAGAAACCCAAAAUUCCUUCAUAGAUUUUUGUUCCAUGAAUAUCUUUCUUAAGAAGUGUUACCUUGUUAAAAUGACCACCAUUCUACGCCAUUUUAAGUGGUCUGGACAGUGAGUUUACAGUUUCAUAUCAACUAUCUAAAACCUAACUGCAAAUUGACCACAGACCUCUGACCUCCUACUUUUAUAGACUUUAAUACGUAAGUAAUUUAAAUUAGGGUUGAUAUUUAUUUGUUUUCUUAUCUAAAUCUUAAUUUCCUGGAAUAAUAAUGUUUGAUAUUCAGCAAGAAAACUGCUUGAGUUUAAGCCAUCUUCAAAAGAAACUUGCCUUCUAACUCAUUGUGUUCCAGAACAUUAAGUGACUAAUAGGUACUGGGUAUUAGUGAUGGUAAGUUCUGUGUUGUUCUUUCUGGAAUGGUCCAUAUAACUGUGGGGUGCAUCAGUGCUUUUCAAAGGGGCUGCAUACUAUAGGGUUAACUAUGUAUAUUCAUGUUAAGAGUUAACUUGUGGUUUGGCUGUUUCCUGGAUUUUAAAACAUAUACAUGUGCUGAAAUGUAUUCAAAUGAAAGGAAGCAUACCUUUAUCAAGAUGCUAUUAAAAUUGAACAACUAUAAUAUUUCAUUUGGAUUUUUUUCUUUUGGUUAAUGCUGAAAAAAAACGCCUAUUUGGAUUCCUUUUAAUUGGGAGACGCUCUCUUCUGUGUAGAACAGUUGUUCCAAGAUAGCUUAGUGUUUUGUUUUCCUGUUGCAUGACAGAAUUCAAUAUUUUUUCCAGCAGUGGAGGUGCUGUUAGAGUUCAGUGUUCUAGAAGAGGCAGUGUCUAAAGCCUAAUUUUACUUUUCUAAUUCUGGUAGCUACUGCCAGGAAUUUUUGAAAGUUUUGUUGAAGUAGUCUAAUAUUUUUUAUGUAAAGAGCAUUAAAUUUUGCUAUGUAUAAAUUUUUGUAACCUAACAGUGAAUCAAUAUUUUCUAUCAGUGCCAAGGGCUUCCUGUAGUUCUAUUCAAGUGUUACAAUAAAUAUUUGUAGAUAAUAGUCGAUACUUGUGUAUGCUUAUUUUAAAGAUCUAUUUAGGUGGAAAUAGUUGUGGAUGUACUAAAGAAUAAUGAAAUAAAAUUAUAGCUUCAUUCGCUUGCCUUUUUACCAUAUAUAAAUCCUAUCUUUCUCUGUUC